Messenger RNA from Talpa occidentalis (Iberian mole), 6784 nucleotides. It is a transcript of the gene GLRX2, whose product is annotated as glutaredoxin 2. The record is from RefSeq and is a predicted model, not a curated record. NCBI's taxonomy places the organism in Eukaryota, Metazoa, Chordata, Mammalia, Eulipotyphla, Talpidae. The transcript is spliced from 4 exons. Bases 89 to 505 code for a protein of 138 amino acids.
UUUCUCUUGCGCGUUUUGCCCGAAAGUUGCCCACACACCCUGCCCUGUCUCCACGCGCUGCGCGCUGGAUGAGCGACGCUAGCCCUAAAUGCAGCAGGGGCGGGCUGGGCUGAACCCCCGCGACCGCAGAAUGGGGAACAGAACAUCUUCGUCUUUGGGGACGUCAGCAACUGCUCCUGUGAAUCAGAUCCAAGAAACCAUUUCUGAGAAUUGCGUGGUGAUUUUCUCCAAAACAUCUUGUUCUUACUGUACAAUGGCAAAAAAGCUUUUCCAUGACAUGAAUGUAAACUAUAAAGUGGUGGAACUGGAUAUGCUUGAAUAUGGAAGCCAGUUUCAAGAUGCUCUCUACAAAAUGACUGGAGAAAGAACCGUGCCAAGAAUAUUUGUCAAUGGAACUUUUAUUGGAGGUGCAACUGAUACUCACAGGCUUCACAAAGAAGGGAAAUUGCUUCCUCUAGUUCAUCAGUGUUAUUUAAAGAAAAGUAAGAGGAAAGACUUUGAGUGAUGUAGGUGCUCCUAGCUUUGCAAAUGAAAUGUCAGUAUUUAAAAUGAUAAUGCCUUUUAAAUUUUGUGGGAUGUUAUAUGAAUUAUCUUCAUGAAAAAAUUGUUAAAGUAAAACAAUAAAUUACUGUAGAAACCUCACCUUCCUACUUGCCAAUUCCUGAGAAAAAGGAAUGUUAUUUAAGACUGAAGGAGUGGAGUUAUAUCAAAAGAUAAGAAAGUAAUGGGUUUUAUCUAUGAAUUUAGCAACCAAGAACUAGAAGGUAAGCGUUUGGUAUUCUGUAUUCCAUAUGGUAUUCAGAAGGAGUUUAUACCUUACCUUAUUUUACAGCUUUCAAUGGUGAACACUAAUGUGAUUUCUUCUUUAAAAUGAAGUGUCUGGGAGCCUCCCCUCCCUGGUACAAGGGGUUAAGAUGCAAUCUAUGAAGCUAUCCGCAGCCACUGCAGCAUGAGUUUGAUCCCCGGCCAGGGAGCUACCCACAUGGCACAGCAGACCUCUCCUGACUCACCCACUGCUUCCUUCAGCAGUGUUAUUUCAGUGGACUGCCUGUUCAGCUCCCUGCUCUGUCUCUGGUGACUCCUCUUACCCCCACCCCCGCAUCUCAGGCCUACACCCCAGCUCUUGUAUGCAUAAAUAAAUAAAUCUUUAAAAAGUAAAAUAAAAUGAAGUGUCUCACUCAGAUGGUUGUGAACUCAGGAGGGAUAGUCUUGUACUAUUUUGAGAUAAGCAUUCACAUUUUGUACUUCUAGAGUACUUAGUAACUCCAGUGACUAGAACUGUAUUUAUGAGCAAAAAUGAAAAGAAGGAAGAGUUCAGCAUUGUAUGAGAUGGAUGUUUGAAAUAGUGCAGAACUGUACUUUAUUUAGUUAUAUUGUGGAGGGGGGGCAGUUCUGCUUUCCACAAUAUAAUGAAAGGCUAUUGGAAAUGUCCCAUUGGGGAUCCAGAUAUUUGUACAGAUUAAUUAGACUAUAUGCCCCUAAUUAAUUGAUAGAUAUUAUUCAAUUCUGUGAUUGGGAAUACUUUUCAAACUGAUGUUAUUUUUAUUUUUAUUUUUAUUUAUUUUUAUUUUUUUAUAGAGGCAUGUUUUGUUUAUUUGUUUGUUUGUUUGUUUAUACAAGCACUGGGUACAGUCAGAAGCGCGGGAGGGUGAGAGAAUUCACAAGAGCCAGAGCGGGGAGCAGAGCAGGCAGAAGGACGGAAGCACACUGCUGAGGGGAGCAGCGGGUGGCAGGAGAGGUCUGCGUGCCAUGUGGGACCCUCCUCCGGUGGCAGGGGAGCAGCCAGGGAUCGAACCAGGGCUGCAGAAGCUGUGGGCAGCUUCGCAACCCAGAGCUCAACCGCUGCGCCACCGGGGAGGCCCUUAAACUUCACAUUUCUUUAAAGAAAUAAAGACAAGUAUUUGAUGUGCAUAGAGUUUAUUUGGUACAUCUAACAAUUUCUACAAUACAACUGACUAUAAACAAUUUACCUGCACUCCAUAAUUUAAAAUGGUUAAUAAAUUCAGUAUGGUAUUUUGCAAAGCUAGAAAGGACAAAGAUUUCACAGUAUUGGUGAAAACUUUUCAUGAAAUAAAUUUAAUACAUUAGUACUUCUAUAUUCUACCAGAAAACAGCAAAAUUGCAUUAUAGGUAUAUUAUAUACAGUGAAAACUUGGAAGACUCAAAAACCAGUGAGUUUAUCAAUAGACUUAGUAAGGCCCCCACCUGUCCUUUUCAGGGUCCUUUCUGAUAAAUGAAAAUUGUUAUAAACCAAACUUCAUAUACUUUUAAGCACCAGCUUGGCAAUUUAUAAAGUUUUCUUUCAGUUUUCUAAAAUAUUCCUGCUUUGAAAGGCAAAGUGAAAAAAUAUGAAUGUAAUUAAAUCACUGGCCUAGAUACUUUUUUUUAUUGCAACAGUCACAAUGUUUUAACUAUUCACUUCUUUGCUUGUAGGCUUGAAACAAAGUAUUUGCCUUUGCCUUGAAAAAUUCCCUUAAAAAAUUCAUUUUUGGAACUAUACAACUGUAUUUUUCUUUCAUAGUGUUGAAAUAUGCAACUUGGUCCUUGGAGAUCAUGUCACAUAAAGUCCAGCUUCUUGGAUAUAUACAAAACAAUAAAAAACCUUAAACUACCACAAAAUAUUCCUGAUGCUAACAGUCAUAUAUGUAUAAACACAUCAGUAUGCCCAGAUUCUCUUGUUGGCCAGUGCUAAAACUACUCAUGUACAAUCGGGUUUUAAAACUUACUAGUUACAUUUCCAUUUGGUAACUAAAAGCGAAAGUUCUAAAAGACCCUUGAGUUCUGUACUUGAGAAACACUAACACUAUUAAGGCAUUACUUAGUGAACAGAACUUAUGGAAAGUAACCAGUAUGCCUGUAUUUGAGAGCUAGUCAUAUUUUAAGGCAGUCAGAGGUUCUUUUUUCACUUUAAGGCUCUUGCAUAAAUUUUAUUCUAUGCAGGUAUUAUUCUAAUUUAAAUAUUCAUCAAGUGGUCAAUUAUGGAAAUCAAAGCCUCUAUAUAAAGCAAAUGGGCAGUUUAGAACUAGAGCAUAACACAUGCCCCUCACCCCCAACCAUUUUUUUUGUUUAAAAGAUGAUUGCAUCAUCUCAUCUCUUUGGAGAAUUGCAAUUAUCAGAAGCUGGCCAUAAAAAGAAAAUAUAACUCAAAUCCAUAAGUUAUGUCUCCUCGCACCAUACCAAACUUAGUCCAUAUUUAGCAUAAUAGGGCAAUAAGAAUGUUUUUCUUGGUUAUUUUUCAUUAUUUGCAUAAGAAUUGAAAAUCUAAUUUGGCCAUAUAUGGAUUCUAAACCAUUUACAUUGCAAAUAAAGCCUAACAAGUAAUUUAACAGAAGUUUGACUGUGUAUUGAUAAAAUAUUCUAUUAAAUAUAUACAGCUCUGGUAUAUAAAUAGCAAGGAUUUCAUUCAUUUACUACCUUAACAAUCCAAGUGUUCAUUAAACCUGCAGAACGUAGCUAGCUUAUUUCAUUUGUUCAAGCAGAUUCUGAUAAUUUCUAGAUGUACAGAAAUUUAAAUGUUUUAAAAUUAAAUGUCACUCACAUUCAUAAAAUUAAUAUGUGUGGCACUGCUGAAUUAAAUACAGGGUAGAGGAAAAAUCUCUUUAGGGUUAGAAAUAACUUUAUAUAUAUUUUUAUUUACAAAAUUCAUUCUCAUUGAAAAGAAUCACCUUAAUUUCAGAGAGAGAGUUUUGCAGUAUAAUUCCUCUAAUUUUUUGUUUCUACCAAUAUCCAGUACAAUGUGAUAUUUUUCAGGAUUUAGGAAAAGGUAUUGUUUUUAAUAAUUUUUAUUCAAACAACAGACCUAACUACAUUAUUACUUUUAUACAUGGAAAACAUUACCAUGGGUUAACUUUUAAUUAACUUCAUAAUUUUUCAAAAGCAGUAAAAAUUCACCAAUUAAAAAAAAUCAUUGAAAAUAUGUUAUUUACAAAUUCUUUUAUGUGACAAGCCAUUUAUAUAUAAGCUCAGUAAAGACUUAGACCAAAGAUUUUUGACAGUGGUUUUUGUAAUUUUGAAAAUAAUAGCAGAUACAUUCUAUUUUUGGAGAGUAUUCAUUGAGUUUUUUUUGAGUGCUUUUUAUCUGGCACAUCUCUAACUGCAAACAAUGGCUGAAUAACUGAUAAAGGUCCCCAAAUUUCUGCAAACAUCUAAUAUAAAGGAUAUACUAUAUAACUUGAUUUUGGGCGAGACUAUAUCUAUGCAAUUAUUGUUGCAAUUGACUGCCCAUUGUGAAUUUGAAAAAAUAUGAUCUUAAAUCUGCAUAGGAUAUAGAGUAACCUGAAAAACACUGAUUCCACAGCUAAAUGAGUGACUUUGUUAUUUAUUAUUUACGGAGAGGACUACAAAAAGAGAAGACAGUAAUGUCAGGGGAUAGGGAUUGUAAGAGCAAAAAUGAGAUAUAAAAGUAAUCUUCCAAAAAUCUGAUUUCCUCUGGAGGGAAAACAAAUCACCCUAAAAUUGUAUAUACAAGACUAGAAUUUUUCAGUUUUGGUUAACUACUUCUAAAUCAUCACAGUUUUGCUUAGCUACUUUUAAGUCAUCACUUACCAAGAAAUUUGUAUUUGUCGGUAAAAUAUCUUUACGUAAAAAUACUAGUAAGUCCAACAAAAGAUCACAAAGAUUUACUUUUAAUUAUUUCCAUGUAGGUCUAUUGUGCUUUUAAAGUUUCUCACUUAACUGUCAGAUCCUCAGAUUUAUUAGGAAUUCUGCUUUAAAUUUCCAAAAUAACUUUGUUAUUUUAUCAUUUGAGGAUUUACCUAUUAUUUUAAAAGAUUAGGCAAAUGUUAAUAUCUCAUUUAGAGUAUGUGUUUGGUUUUCCAAGGGGAUCUAAGACUUGGGAUAUAUUCUUUCUCUUGAUGAGAGGACAGUGACUUCUUAGUUAAUACUCACCUUCUCUGUGACAGUUUUUCUUCCAAUUUUUCACUCAAAAAAGAGUGGUUUAAAAAAUUAAGCCUAUUGAGUUAUUUGUUCUAAAACAUUUUAUCUUUCAAAAUAUAUAUCCUUAUUAGAAUUUUUUAUUAAAAAAAAGUUUAUACACAUAGUAAGUCAUUGAUUAUCCUUUGAUCAAAUCAUCAGAUGUUUUUAACGACAGCAAAAUUGAAUCACAUAUAUUUAAUGGUUGUCUACAGCCACAUUAAAUUACAUAAAACAAGAGGUUCCAGAGAAUUAACACUAAAUUCCAUUCACUGGAGUCAUCUUUGAAGCUAAUAUUCUCCCAUAAAACAGUUAAUAACAUAAGCAAUAUAUACCAAUGUUAAUGGAAUUUCCAAGAAAGUUCACAAAGGUGAGGUUACUAGUUUUUGUUUCACUAAUUACAACUAUAUUGUGAAAAUAUUUACAUAUUUUCUAGGAAAUAGUUUAUUUUUCUUAGAAUUGUUUUAAAAAGCAACACUUCCUUAAAUAUUAAUGUAGUAGUAACCCAAAAAGCAAUUCAGAACAUGAAACUUGUUUAUUGAGUACAUUUUAUUAAUAACGUGGUAAAAUUUUUGUUUCACUUCUUCUGUAAGACUAUGUUGUAUAGGAAUACAGGUAAUUAAAACAUUGUGCUUGAGGCUUGUUAUGAACUACAAAAUCAUACAUGUUCACAAUUUCUGUUUUUCUACUUCUAAAGCAAUCAUGUAUAUACAUUAUUUCCUAAUAUUUAAAAAGAUAAAAGUACUGAAUAAUUCUAUUUUAUUCCCUACUCUUCUUAUGAGUCAAUGUUUUUCCAUUUUAUGGGGAAAUAAAUGAACACUGAAUGGGAUGAAGAGAUCAAGAUUUCUAGGUCUAGUGGUUAAAGCCACAUUCUAUAGGACCUAAGGUUCUUUACCAAAUUAAAAAUUAGCUUUUAGAUUUCUGAGUUUUCUCCCAGUUCUAAAAUUCCAUGAUUUAAAAAUAAAAUUACCUUCUGUGGUAGAUUUUAUUUUCCUUUGCUAACUCUUACACUAAUCCAUUUAAUUGUACUUACCUAAACAAAGGUCACAUCUAAUCUUACUUCUUUGACGAAUUUAACAUUAGCUAGUGGGUAAAUCUGUCUAAAAGCUCUGUACAAACAGCUCACAACUGAAGGACAAACUUUUAUAUUAUAUUCCAUUUACAGUUUCUAAUAGGAAUACAAAGAUAAUUUUUUAAUUUAAGAAGAUCUUGGGUUCACUUAAGGAAUUUAAUAGCAAUUAUGUAAUUCUACUAGGUCCUUUAGCUUAAAUUUAAUCUGCAUGUAAUAUUUUAAUAUAUCCAAAGUAGUUAAUAUGUUAAAACCAGUGCUUGACAUAGUAUUAAAGAAUGGCAUCAGAACAAUGUGUCUGUUUUUUAUUUUUUUAGGGGGGUGUGCUAGUAGCUUUGCUGAACAAAAAAAUCUUAGGCAAAUCACAUUUGCAAACUGCUAACGGGUUUGCCAUCAAGGAAUAGCUACAUAGCAGAGCUAGCUUUAUUAUGUCAAAAUAGCUUAAAGAAACAUAUCUUACCACUCCCAGAGCCCAAACUGCCCAUGAAAGAGAAGAAAAUACCUACCAAAUCCUAACAAUACUAAAGAUUCCCUUUCUCCCCAAACUGGAAACCUCUAACCCCCAAAUAUGUAAAAGGCUAUAAUUUACUAAUUUCACUUUCCUUUUAACAGUAAGAAGGGCUUUAUAAAUCCCCAGUAAAUCCUUAAUAUUGAAAGAAUACAUAAAAAUUGAAGUUUUGUGUUACCUUAGACAAUCAUGUUAUUACGAGCAAAGACACUGUCAUUUCAAUAGGCCAAACCUCCCUGCAAAGAGGGGUAUCUGCUGAAGAAAAUAAUGCACUUUAGAAUAACGAAAAGGAAGUU